Haemonchus placei is the source of this 117-nucleotide messenger RNA. Lineage: Eukaryota; Metazoa; Nematoda; Chromadorea; Rhabditida; Trichostrongylidae. The record is from the annotation of a GenBank genome assembly.
AUGUGCAACGUUGGCAUACAAGCAGCGUUGCUUGCAUACGCCAUAGAAGGAAUUUUCCCCAACAAUUCUAUUCAAGUCUACAAUGUGAGUCACAUUAAAAAUCCUUUCGAACAUUAA